GCUGUGUAGAGAGAGAGGGAGGGAGGGCUGUCCUCCAUGUUUUAGUAAGCAUUGACAUUACCCACUGUUUUAAGCCAUGCAUCCACAGAGUUUGGCUGAAGGAGGGAAGGAGUCAGAUGCAAUUGAAAGGAUGGAAAUCGCAACACGAUCCAAGGUCUCUGAUCAAGGGUCAGCAGAGAGGACCGUCCCUAAGCGCAAGGUUUCCAGCCCCCCUCACUCCUCAAACGGACACUCGCCAUCGGAAUCCUCCUCCAGUCCUGUCAAAAAGAAGAAGAAACCAGGAGCCAUCAAUAACAGUAAAGACCAGUCAGAACUAAGACAUGGUCCCUUUUACUAUGUGAAGCAGCCCGCACUCACCACAGACCCUGUUGAUGUUGUACCGCAGGACGGGCGGAAUGACUUCUACUGCUGGGUGUGCCACCGCGAGGGCCAAGUGCUCUGCUGUGAGCUCUGCCCGCGCGUCUACCACGCUAAGUGCCUCAAACUGGCUGCAGAGCCCGAGGGAGACUGGUUCUGCCCUGAAUGUGAGAAAAUAACAGUUGCAGAGUGCAUAGAGACUCAGAGUAAAGCUAUGACGAUGCUCACAUUGGAUCAGCUGUCUUUCCUGCUGAAGUUUGCUCUCCAGAAGAUGAAGCAGCCUGGUACGGAGCCAUUUCAGAAGCCGGUGUCGUUGGAACAGCAUCCUGAUUAUGCAGAAUAUAUAUUUCAUCCCAUGGAUCUCUGUACUUUAGAAAAGAAUAUUAAAAAGAAAAUGUACGGCUCCACUGAGGCUUUCCUGGCUGAUGUGAAGUGGAUUUUGCACAACUGUAUCAUUUAUAAUGGAGGCAACCAUAAACUUACAGCAACGGCUAAAGUUAUUGUAAAGAUCUGUGAACAUGAAAUGAAUGAGAUCGAGGUCUGUCCAGAGUGCUAUCUCUCUGCAUGCCAGAAAAGGGACAACUGGUUUUGUGAACCAUGUAGCAACCCCCACCCUCUGGUCUGGGCCAAGCUGAAGGGAUUCCCAUUUUGGCCUGCCAAAGCUCUUCGAGACAAAGAUGGACAAGUGGAUGCACGGUUCUUUGGGCAGCACGACAGGGCCUGGGUUCCUAUUAACAACUGCUACCUCAUGUCCAAAGAGAUCCCCUUCUCUGUGAAGAAGACCAAGAGCAUCUUCAACAGUGCCAUGCAGGAGAUGGAAGUGUACGUAGAGAACAUCCGGAAAAAAUUGGGAGUCUUCAAUUACGCUCCAUUCCGCACACCCUACACACCAGACAACCAGUUCCAGAUGCUCCUGGACCCGGCAAACCCUGGCGCGGGCUCUGUCAAACCUGAAAAACAUGAGAAGAUCAAGUUCAGCUUUGAUGUAACGGCAUCUCCAAAGUUGCUUGUGGGUAAGAGCAUGGUGUCCAGUGGAAACGUUGGGGGCGGGACAGGAAGGCGAAUCUCAAUGACGGACAUGCCUCGUUCACCAAUGAGCACUAACUCCUCUGCCCAUACGGGAUCUGAUGGAGAACAGGAGACUGCAGAGAAAGGUCAUUCUAGAGCGGCUCUGCCACAUUACAGCACUGGAGAGGAGUCAGUGGACUGCACUGCAUCGCCUGCCCCUCCUAGAGCAGGUCUCACAGGAAACACCUUAGAGAGCCCUAAACCUUUCCAUUCACCGGCUCCCAGCGCCCCUGUUAAACAGGAGAAGACCCCCACUACCGGCAGCAUCCUCAACCUCAACCUCGAUCGUAGUAAGGCAGAGAUGGACCUGAAGGAGCUGAGUGAAAGUGUCCAGCAACAACAGCAGCAUGGGGCUCAGCCCUCCCUCACCUCCCCUAAGAGACGGAUCAGAAGCCGUUUCCAACUUAACCUGGAUAAGACCAUAGAGAGCUGCAAAGCACAGCUGGGUAUAGAUGAAAUAUCUGAGCAUGUGUAUAAAGGCGUAGAGCACAGCGAUACAGAGGAAUCCGACAAGUCUGUCUCCAGCGACAGUGAAUACGGUAGCGACGACGAACAGAAAUCUAAGAGCGGCCAAGAUGACAAAACCGUAGCUGAUGAUAAAAAUGAGAAAGAGCCACCCAAGAAAAAGUCAAAACCAUCGGCGGCUGCUGGUGAGGGCAAAGACAGCAGUGCAGAGUCUGCUGUUACAGCCAGUACAACAACCAAAGGAGAAACCAGCCAAAAAACAAGCACCUCCGAGCCUAUAACUAAAGACAAACCAGGUAUGGAUUCAGAGAAAGAACCUCCUGAGAAACUGAAAGCUGCUCCCGCAUCCCCAGAUCCCAGAGAGAAACCCAAGGGCUCUGAGGAGGCCGUGCAGCCGGCAUCUGUGGAUGAAGACAUGGACUCGGACUCUGAGAGGGAGCUGGUCAUUGACCUGGGAGAAGAGCAGGCAGGGAAGAAGAGGAAGAGGAACAGGAAAGAUUCAGCCGCUGGCACUGCACUCAAAGAGCCCACAGCCUCCAAACCUGAAGCAGUGCAACAGAAAGACUCGACACACACCACAUCCACCUCCGCCGUCACCCUGGUGACCAGCACACCGGUAUCGGCCACCAUGAUGGCAGGACCCACCGUCAGCUCUUCCUCUUCAUCAUCAACAUCCACAACUGGAGACUUCCAGAUCCCCACCACGUCUGCAGAUGUAGCAGCUGAUAUAGCGAAGUACACUAAUAAAAUCAUGGAUGCAGUUAAAGGGACGAUGACUGAGAUAUAUAAUGACCUUUCCAAAGGCACAUCGGGAAACACAAUAGCAGAGAUAAGACGGUUGCGAAUUGAAAUUGAAAAACUGCAGUGGCUACAUCAACAAGAAUUAUCAGAGAUGAAGCACAAUUUAGAGCUAACCAUGGCAGAGAUGAGGCAGAGUCUCGAACAGGAGCGAGAGCGAAUCGUGACGGAGGUCAAGAAGCAGAUGGAGGUGGAGAAACAGCAGGCCAUAGAUGAAACUAAAAAGAAGCAGUGGUGUGCAAACUGCAGAAAGGAGGCCAUUUUCUACUGCUGUUGGAACACCAGCUACUGCGACUAUCCCUGCCAACAAGCACACUGGCCUGAGCACAUGAAGUCAUGCACACAGUCUGCAACAUCAUCACAGCAAGAACAAGAGUCAGAAGGCAGCACAGAUGUUACUCCCAAAGUCCCUGGACAGCCGAACAACUCGCCUAGAGAGACUGCAUGUGCUACACCUGCAGACAAAAACAGUGAAGUGGAUAAAGCCAAGGACAGUGUCACUGUCACUAUGUCCUAGCUCAUAUGUACAAAACAUACACUACAUCAGCACUUAUGUCUGUACAGCUGUACAUAGAUGUUGUCAAAUUCUUCACUACAUUUUUUUUAACUAAUGUUUGUCUUGCCUGACUGUGCUUUUGUGUUUUUUUUAUGUUAUGACUAUGUCUGAAUGUUCCAAAUCUAAGACACACAGACCAUUUCCUGCUGUAUGAUUGAGAGGGUUGUCCACUACUCUGUUGGGUUUGAUUCA
Messenger RNA from Sinocyclocheilus rhinocerous, 3436 nucleotides. RefSeq names its product protein kinase C-binding protein 1-like. Gene Ontology annotation, cellular component: cytoplasm; nucleus. Bases 77 to 3205 code for a protein of 1042 amino acids. The record is from RefSeq and is a predicted model, not a curated record. Lineage: Eukaryota; Metazoa; Chordata; Actinopteri; Cypriniformes; Cyprinidae. Gene Ontology annotation, biological process: regulation of DNA-templated transcription. Gene Ontology annotation, molecular function: transcription corepressor activity; protein binding. The transcript has 19 exons.